Messenger RNA from Rubroshorea leprosula, 2714 nucleotides. Lineage: Eukaryota; Viridiplantae; Streptophyta; Magnoliopsida; Malvales; Dipterocarpaceae. The record is from the annotation of a GenBank genome assembly.
ACCAAAACCCCCCCACCCCCUCUCCCCCUCUCCUCUCUUCCCUUCAUAAACACACAAAGAUUACACAGACCGCAGCUCAGGGGGCCAGACCAACAACACUCAGAUAGAGAGGAAAAACUGAGAUACCCUUUUACAUCAUUUUUGCUCUUUUAAUCUUUUAGAUUUAAUCUGUUAACCUGGGAGAAAGAUCUUGUCCUCCUACAAUGCCCCACUUUGUAGUGGACAAGUAAUCUGGAUUGGAGGUUGGUGGUUUUAGGAUCUCUCCACUGUUUAGAGUGACUGGACUUCAUGGAGAGGCAUUGAAGCUGGAAAUGCAUGCAGGGACAUGGUGCAUGGACAAGAGUAUAGUUACUGGUCCGUUCCCUUUUUGGAACAGUGCUACUGGAAAUUAAUUCAUGCUUUUAGGUUUCUAGAAGGUAUCUGUGCUUUGUGCUUUGGGUUUUUGUGCAAUGUCGCGUUGCUUUCCUUUCCCUCCGCCAGGUUAUGAAAAGAAGGCCAGGACUAAUGAUGUGGACUUGCUAAAAAAGGAGAAGCAAAAAGAGAAGAAGCAUAAGAAGGAGAAGAAGGAUAAGGAGAAGAGACAAGGUAAAGAAAAAAAGGAGAAUGAUAGAAGUGAUGGAAAGAAUAGGGACAAGAAAGACAGAAAGGAAAAGGACAGGGAUAAGAAGAAGGAGAAGGACAGGAAUAAGGAUAAAGACAGAGAUAGAAGCAAUCUCACUGACGAGAAAAAGCUUUCAGGGCAUACUGAAGGUCAAAGUAGAGAGAAGACCUCAGAUGAGAAGAAGCUUCAAGAAAAAUCUGAGGGUCACAAUGGAGGGGAAUUUAGUCAAAAAGAGAAGGAAAGGAACAAAUAUAGAAACAGUGUUUCAGGAGAGAAUAAACUUGCAGGACGGUUUUCAGGUUAUAAUGGAGAGAAGCUUAGCCAGAAUAGCCAUCUGGCUCAGGAUUACAAGAAUUCUAAAUUUGUACAGGACUUGGGCCGGAAAGUCAGAGAUGAAGAAAGGGGAACUGAAACUCAGUUGGUUGAGAAGUUUAUGGGAACAGAGCAAAAAAGAGAAGAGGGAUCUGUCAGAUUGCUAUCAUCCAAGAGUGCCAGAAUGUUGGCAGAAGGAAAGGAAAAGAACAAGAAAAGUGACAAUAGGAGGUUGGAUGGGCAAGGAAUUGGGCAGGAGUCAAGAUUUGCUGAAAAUGCUUUGGUCCACAAUGUCUCUGAAGCAGUUCCAACCGGAGUUGAUGGAAUUCCGAGACAAGUGGACAGGGAUGUCGACUGGUGGAUGGAAGUGGACGGGGAUGUCAACUGGUGGAUGGAAGGAAAAGAAAAGACCAAAGAGAAAGAGAUUGAUGAUCGACUUGGGGAUAAACAGAAGGAUAAAGAUGGAGAGAAGAAAAGUCAUGUCAAAGAUAAAGACAAGGAUAAAGAGAAGAAAGAGGAGAAGGCGAAAGCAAAAGGUGAACAGAGGAAUGUGGAGCAGGGUAACUUAAACAAGAGCAAGAAAGUUGGCCCCAUAGAUACUGUUAACCUUAAAGCCUCUCAUCCUUCCAAGGAAAGCAACAAAAAUGCUGUUGUGGAAGAAAAUUUGCGGAAAAGGAAAGAGUUUGAGAACAAUGGUUUUGUACAUGCUAAUGACAUGAAAUCCAAUAAGUUGCUAAAAUCCACUUCCUCUCAUCCAUUGAAGGACAAUGGCACAAUAUUGCAAUCUUGCCAGGUUUCUCUCACACCAGAUGGCCAGGGUGCAGCUACCAAUAUUAAAGUGGAUAGUAAAGAACGCAAGGUAAAUGGUGUAAUUGAAGCUCAGAUGAUUUCUGUCUCCUCAACAAAGUCUUUAUUGGCUGGUGCACAAUUAGUGCAGGCAGAUAAAGUGUCAACUAAACCACCUCAUCCAGAUUCAAAGUUUUUGAGCCAGGUACUCUCAGUGCCCAAAAUGGAAGAGUGGCCUGAUUUUGAUGCACAAGAAUGGCUAUUCGAGAACAAUGGAUCUCAAUCAAAGAAGCCCAACAUGGGAACUUCUGAGAUUGAUAAAACACCCCAGGUAUGGGCAGACUCCCUGUGGAUAGAGUCAGCUGAUGUCCACGCUCUCCCAUAUGUUCUUCCUUACUGACAUUGUUUGGGCACUCGGUCAAUCACCUACUCUUGACUUGGGUACUCUAGUGAUCUGGUUGUGGGAGGGCAGCAUGUGGCCCUUGGUGUCAAGUAUUUGAUUCUGGUUCCGUAUUCUGUCAUCAGUCGUCACACUCCUCCAUUGCAGCGAAUGUUGUGUGAUUAACUGGCAGGAUCAGAGACCAUCAACGUGCCAUGUGAGGGGUGGGUUUUACCUCCUGGCACAAAUUGCUAAUUCAUUUAAAACACAGAAUGCCAUAAAGGUGACUGAACUGCAUGAAGUUGUAUGGAGAGGGAGAUGUGUAAGCUUUGUGCAAUUUGAUUUUAUUUGCUUAAAGCUGGACUAUUGAAAAUGUUGGAGAAACUAGCUGUGGUCUUUGCAACCGCACCACAAUUUUGAUUUGUAACAUAACUCUCUUAUUUACAAAAGAUGUAAGAUAGAUGGGAAAGAAAGUAGGGGCAUUGAUUUAUUCACCUCUCCUGUACCCCCUUUUUUCCUGCAUUUAUUGGUGUUCGUCUGCCUGCUCUUGCAUGGUUUAUCAUAACAGAUGGUAGCGUGGGUUGAUUGUGCACUAGAGUCAUUGAUGUCGAUACUAAAGAAAAUUUAUAAAAGGUU